This is a messenger RNA of Aspergillus homomorphus CBS 101889, 1764 nucleotides long. RefSeq lists its product as uncharacterized. The transcript is spliced from 5 exons. Lineage: Eukaryota; Fungi; Ascomycota; Eurotiomycetes; Eurotiales; Aspergillaceae. The record is from RefSeq and is a predicted model, not a curated record. Bases 1 to 1764 code for a protein of 587 amino acids.
AUGAACGACGCAAAAGGCACCGUCACCCCCUGGAUCCAGCACAAUGCCGCCAAGGUUGACCCGGCUUGGGCAUUUGCCGAAGCUCAGCGUAUGAGAAAGAAGAAACUCCCAGAUCCUCCUCCUCGCGUCCAGGAUCGAAAGGAGAGAUUCAAAGCUGCCAUGCGGGCAUACUUCAGACAUACUGAAGACAGUCAGGCCAAAGACAUUUUCGAGCACACCACGACAUGGGAGGAGGUCCGCAGUGAGGCGCAAAAAGCAUUAGACUUACGAUACAAACAGAACGGAAAGAAGAACUUUUUCCGGAAAUCGAUUCGAGUUGUCGGAGACGUUGCCUCUCGAUUGGAAUUCCUGACAGAACUGAUUCCUAGCGGCGAUUAUAUGGGAGUCAUAUGCGGGGGGCUGAAGCUGGUCUACAACGCAGCCAAUCGGAUGAGUACCGUUCGCGAAUUUGUUCUGGGCUCUUUGGACAGUCUGUCGCAGCCAAUUCAAGAUGUCUCGCCCUAUCUUUAUACCUAUUCAUGGAGCGAGGAGCUUUUGGAAAAAUCUCACGAACUUUACAUGUGCGUCUUGGAUGCGGUCGAGGAGAUAACACUAUGGAUAUCGAAGACUAAGGGUGUGGUUCGAGGCGUGAUCGCAAUAGGAAAAGCCUUUGUACAACAGGAUGACUAUGGGAAGAAACUCGAAACCAAGAUUACCACCAGUGUUGGAGAGAAGGCGAUUGCGUUUGAAAAGGCCGUGAAGUCAUGCUUGAGUAUUGAGGUCCACGAUAUGGGCCAAAACGUGGUCCGUAUCGGCGAAGGACAGGACGAAAUGAAAGACAAUCUAAGACGCGCGGCAGCAUCGUUGGAAAGAUUGGAGGCAAUCUUGCAGGACAAGAUCAAACAGAUGCAACCGAUACUGGACGCAUAUGAUUCAGCUCAAGCUCCCCCGGUGACUCGAGUACACAUCACAAUCGAGCAGCUCCUCACUGCGCUCCACUUGACCAGCCCCUUUCCCGACGUCGAUGUUGUAGACCAUACAGUCGAUGUCAUCAUCACGGAAAGAAGGAGGCUGUUAGUCUUAGGAGGACUUCUGGAUGGUGAUGCUGAAGACCAGAUUGCUGGCGUCCUGCAGGAUUGUCGAUUCCGCACCUGGCUUCAAGUCAUGCGCUCUGAGGUUCUUGUGGUCUCAAUGAUGGAGGAGGACAUCUUACAGGAGAGUCCCGUCUCGCCGCUGACCUACAUCUGCUCGAUGUUACUGAAGUCCUUUGCCUCAACUGAGCGUGUAGUGCCAGUCGCGUUUUUCUGCCGGGAACAUUGCGAUCCCCAGGAUAACCUCGCUGGCGCGUCGGGGAUGAUGCGAUCUCUGAUAGCUCAAGUGGCGGUGACCCUCACAGAGGCCAACAGCCUCGAUCUCAGUUUCUUGGUAGAAGAUAGCUUACACACGAUUGCAUCUCAGGAUCUGUCUACUAUGUGCGACCUCUUUGCGAACGUGAUCAAACGGAUUCCCACUGGUAUUGUCCUAUGCAUGAUUGAUGGCGUGGACUACUUCAGCAACCAGAUUCAUAUACAUUGGCUAGAUUGGGUGAUGAGGUUUCUUAAUAGCCUCGUGGAAUAUGUUUCGCGAAGCCGGUCGGAUCUUGUCUUCAAGAUAUUGCUUACAAGCCACCGGGGCGCCAGCUUGGCCUCCCAGUGGUUCCCUUAUCGAGUGGAUUUGCCCAUGGUCAGUAAUGAGACUAUGUAUGGUCUUGGUCUUGCUACUGGAGAGAUGCAGUCCAUCUUUUGA